Messenger RNA from Coregonus clupeaformis (lake whitefish), 2719 nucleotides. RefSeq names its product WD repeat domain 46 (gene wdr46). The record is from RefSeq and is a predicted model, not a curated record. Gene Ontology annotation, cellular component: nucleolus; small-subunit processome; 90S preribosome. Bases 2 to 1828 code for a protein of 608 amino acids. NCBI's taxonomy places the organism in Eukaryota, Metazoa, Chordata, Actinopteri, Salmoniformes, Salmonidae. Gene Ontology annotation, molecular function: protein binding. The transcript has 14 exons. Gene Ontology annotation, biological process: maturation of SSU-rRNA from tricistronic rRNA transcript (SSU-rRNA, 5.8S rRNA, LSU-rRNA).
UAUGACGUACCGGUUUUCACCGGAAGUUAAAAAGUACACAAUAAAGAUGGCGGCGUCCAGCGAGACAACGUUGAAAAAACCACACGUGGGGAAAAAGAGAAAGCCUCCAAAGAGAUACUGGGAGGGCACAGAGGAAGACGGGAAGAAUGAUGGAAAGAAACAGAAAGAAGGGGACAACAACAAACAGACUCCGCAACAGAAGAAGACCAGGACAAAGGAAGGAGGAAAGAGGGGUGGAAUAGGAGAAAAGAAGGUCAUAUCAGGGAAAUCAGAUCCAUUCCCAGGCUCAGCACCUGUCCCUGAAGAGAAGUUGAGAAAGUUCAAGAGAGGAGACAAGGGAGAACUGCCCCCUCGGCCACAGUACAAGCUCAGAGCUGUGGUCGUUCGUUCAGAGGCUGCCUCAGACCUGGCCCAGAAGCAGAAUGCACGAUAUGACCUUAUGCUCCCAGAGGAUGCUGGGUUCCUGGAGGGAGACGAGGAUGAGGACACAUGCACCAUCUCACAGGAUGACAUCGCUGAUGCUGUGGAUAUUACCGCCGGGGCAAAGUACUUUAACCUGACCCUGUCUCAGUUUGGGCCUUACCGACUGGAUUACAGCAAGACUGGGCGCCACCUACUGCUUGGUGGCAGGAGAGGUCAUGUGACCAGCCUGGACUGGCAGUCCAAACAGCUGAUGUGUGAGAUGAAUGUGAUGGAGACAGUCAACGACGUAAAGUGGCUCCACAGUGAGGCCUUGUUUGCAGUGGCUCAGAAGAAGUGGCUGUAUAUCUAUGACAACAAGGGCAUCGAGCUCCACUGCAUCCGCAAGUUCAACGAUGUUCUCCGCAUGCAGUUUCUCCCCUACCACUUCCUGCUGGCUACAGCGAGUGCGACAGGCUUCCUGCAGUACCUGGACGUGUCGGUGGGUAAGGAGGUGGCGGCCAUCUGCACCAAGGCUGGCCGGCUGGACGUGAUGGCCCAUAACCCCCACAACGCCAUCAUCCACCUAGGCCACUCCAACGGUACUGUCACCCUCUGGACGCCAAACCAGAGAGAGCCGCUCGUCAAGAUGCUCUGCCACCAGGGAGGCGUGCGUUCGGUCGCCGUUGACAAGACUGGCACGUACAUGGUGACCUCGGGCAUGGACAAGAAGCUGAAGGUGUAUGACAUUAGAUCAUACCGGCCCCUGCAGUCCUACUUCCUACCUGCGGGAGCUUCCUGUCUGUCUCUAAGUCAGAGGGGCCUGCUGUCCGCCGCCACGGGAGACAUAGUCCAGGUGUACAGAGAUGUGUGGGGCACCCCAGUGACCAAGCCCUACAUGGCCCACAGGGCAAAGGGCUCAGUGUGGGGGGUGCACUUCUGCCCCUUUGAGGACGUCCUAGGGGUAGGCCAUGGAGAGGGCUUCACUAGCAUGGUCGUACCAGGUGCUGGCGAGCCCAACUUUGACGGUCUGGAUGCCAACCCGUACCGCAGUGCCAAGCAGAGGCAGGAGUGGGAGGUCAAAGCCCUGCUAGAGAAGAUCCAGCCAGAGCUGAUUGGCCUGGACCCCAGCCAGCUCAGCCAGGUGGACCACUCCACCUGGGAACAGAGACAUGAGGACAGGGUCCAAGCACUGGGCUUCGACCCGCUGGCCAAGGAGAAGUUCACGCCAAGGUUAAAGACCAAAGGUCGGAGUUCAAGUGGAAAAGUGGAAAAGCGCAAGAAGCAAGUGGCACACGAGGACCAGAGGGAUGUGAUCAGGCAAACAGUGGAAGACAGGAUGAAGAUAGAUAAAGAGAGGAAGGAGAAAAAGAAGAAAGAGGCGGCAGCAGCUGGUCAGAAGUCUGCUCUGGACAGAUUCAGGAAGUAGGACAGAGGGACCAGUGUGUGUGUAGACGCCCCUGCGGCCCUCUGUGGGAAUCAACGUUGACCUUUCAGAUAAAGGGCACAUUCUGAGUAUGGGACACGUUCCUCCGAAGCCCAGCCAGCAGGCUCCAACAGCCACUGCAGACACACAGAACAUGCAUACCAAACUGUAUGAGAUGACUUGGAACUGCAUCAUAAUCGGUGCCCUGAGCUCAUUCUGUGUGACAUUUAUAAACUGUCAGUGUAUUUCAAAUCAAAUUUUAUUGGUCACACACAUAUUUAGCAUAUGUUAUUGCGGGUGUAGAGAAAUGCUGUCAGUGUGUUUAUGUCUAUUCUAAGUCAGUUGGAAAGUAUAUCACUAAAAUGACAGAUUUUUCAAGAAGUAUUUUGACCUUCAUUCUCUAUUGUGACCAUUAUGAUGGGUGUUUUCAGCACAGUUUAAUACUGUUACUUGUCAAAUGUUUUAUAUAAAAAAACGCAUGUCAUUUGUGAAAUAAAAAAACAUUUGUUCACAAAACAAGUAUUUGUGGUGUACUGAUCAAACUUUUUCCAUCAGUGGCAAAGGAUUCUAUCUCUACAAUAAUGUUUUGUUUAACUUGAAUGUAAUGCUACAGACGUGGAAGUCAAAAGUAGGAUGAAAUGUCCUCUAUCCCUGUUGCUCUCUUUCGGUCUGCUGGAAAGCAAAAACCAACAUCAGUUCUAUCUACACAAACAUUACUACAACUUUGACUACUACCAGCAUGUCAUAUCAGUGCGGCAUACUAGCACACCUUUACCAAUAUGCUUUUUUUUUAGAAACGACUUGACAAAAAGCAUACUUAUCAAUAAUACGGUAUUUCGAUUCUUCCACAAUCUUUGACAACAUUGGAAUAAAAUGUGAACAUGAGCAUUCUUA